This is a messenger RNA of Anguilla anguilla (European eel), 2801 nucleotides long. RefSeq names its product zinc finger and BTB domain-containing protein 25-like. The record is from RefSeq and is a predicted model, not a curated record. Gene Ontology annotation, biological process: negative regulation of transcription by RNA polymerase II; regulation of immune system process; regulation of cytokine production. The transcript has 3 exons. Gene Ontology annotation, molecular function: protein binding. Lineage: Eukaryota; Metazoa; Chordata; Actinopteri; Anguilliformes; Anguillidae. The coding region runs from base 172 to 1518 and encodes 448 amino acids.
GUCGCGCAGGAAGGAGCGCGAGACCGAACGGGAACUACCCUGCAGCAACAAAUACUAAUCUGAACCUAUUUACGUACAUAAGCGGGGGCGAUCCGAUUGACCCAGGUUUAACGCGUCAGAGGAGCGAAAAGCCACGGAUCAUCGAGGUUGGGAGUGGCGACUAAGGGCGCCAUGGAAGUGUCCAGCCACAGCUUGUUCCUUCUGCAACAGCUGAACAUCCAGAGGGAGUUCGGCUUCCUGUGCGACUGCACCGUCGCCAUCGGCAACGUCUAUUUCAAAGCCCACCGUGCUGUCUUGGCUGCCUUUUCCAACUACUUCAAAAUGAUUUUCAUCCACCAGUCCAGCGAAUGCAUCAAGAUCCAGCCCACUGACAUCCAGCCGGACGUGUUCAGCUACCUGCUGCACAUCAUGUACACAGGCACCGGGCCCAAGCAGCAGGUGGAGCCCAGCCGGCUGCAGGAGGGCAUCAAGUUCCUGCACGCCUACCAGCUGCGCCGUAACCCCAGCGAUGGGGGCCAGGACGCUGCUGCCCAAGACGCCCUCAAAAUGUCGAACCUUUACGGCAUCCAGAUCUCGUCCCAGUCGGCCGCCAAGGAGGGCCCGGGGCCGAAGGGGGCCCCGGGGCGGGGCCCCGGCGGGGGGCGGAGCACGGGCCGGUCCGAGCGCUCCCGGGCCCAGCCGGCCCCGUCCGCGGGCCCCGGGGGGGCGUCGUCCGACGGGUGCGGCGGGGCGGAGCUCCGCAGGGUGUCCUCGGUGGCCUGCGGGGAGGACCCCGUCGCCGCGGUGACGGUGAAGCAGGAGCAGGUGGAGAUGGAGGUGUCGGCGGAGGAGGAGGAGGAGGCGGGGUCGGGGUCAGGGGGUGCGGGAGCGACCCGCUCCCCGGGCCUGAAGAGCCCCAGCCCGAGCUCGCGGGACAGCUGCGAGGCCCGGCAGGGGCCGCGCGGGCACUUCUUCGCCCGCGCCACCGGCUGCCCCCCCCUCGGCGCCCCCGGGGGCGUCGCCGGGGACGGCGGCAGCCCCGGGGAGGCGUCCAAGGGGGCGGGCGAGGAGCUGGAGGAGCUGGAGGGCUCGGGGGAGCGCCUCCUGGGCGGGAGGAGCCCCGGCUCGCGGGAGUCGGAGUCGGGGUCCGGCGGCGGCAGCCUGGAGGAGGCGCUGCGGCAGAGCCGGGCCCUGGCCGAGGAGCUGGCGGCCGAGCUGAGGGGAGGCGGCGGCGCUGGCGGCGGCGGCAGCCCCCGCUCACGCAAGCGCAGGAUCGUCUGCGCGGUCUGCGGCCUCCGGUUCGCCCAUAAGAGCCAGCUGCAGGAGCACAUGUACAGCCACACGGGCCGAGGCUCCCGCUACCACCGCUACAGCCGGCUCUGCAGCCAGCUCAUACAGGCCUCCCAGCACUUCUGCGAGAGCCAGGCCGAGCUGGCCGCAGAGGAGUCCCCCAGGGACGUCCCGGACAAUGGCAGCUCCUGCUACUCCCUGGACUCCGAGGUCUCCCAGGAAAGCAUUGACACUUUCGUUGUGGAGUAGGGGGAAACAAAACGGAAAGAGAGAAAAUAAAAAUUAAACGGCUUCCCCUCCUGGGAUCGUCCUCGGUAGUUGCCGUCCAUGUUUCUCUUUCGUUGUCUGUAGCCUUUACAUCUUGUCAUGUGACACUAUUCACACCCGUCCCUGCCCUGGUCUGCUAUUGUCAAAGCUCUUGGCAACGUCAGCAUUUUUCUUUUCUUUUUUUCUCAUCACCUGAGGGUCUGAGAUACAACAGCAGUGGGCUACAGUACAACUGUAAUCUCAUCUGACUGAAGAGCAGCUAAUAUUUAUUGAAAAUACAUAUUUAUGUUUGGGUACACUGUGUUUACGUUAUAGGCAAGAAAAUCUGUCUCUGGCCUUUGAAAAGGGAAUUAUUGUAACAAACAAGUAAAAUGAGACCGGUAAGAAAUUAGAGGUAUGUGAGUGGACAGCUCACUUCAAAGAUUUGUGAAGAAAACACACUAACAUGAAAGUCAUGGACAUGUCCCAACACACUUAGUCAUUUAUUUGAUAUUUAUAUGCAGGCAUCGCAGUUUUACAACAGUACUUUACAGUUUGCCUUAGUAACCUCCUUUUUGGGCACCCACAAAUAAAUAAAUAGCCGUUUUUAAAUCUUUAAAAUGUUCGCCAUUAAGAGAAAGUAUAUUCUCAAAUUUCAAACUGGUAAAGGGGUUUACUGACAAAUACACAUACUGUGGACCUUAUCUAUCACAUCCAUUGCUCUAUUUUUGAUCGCUGUUUAGCAUACUUUCCUGGUGACUCAUGAAUGGGUUUCAUGGUACUUCUAAAUGAUAUACCAUUCUCCGAAGGGAGCUCUGUUCAGCUAUAUAUGUGUGCCGUGGUUACUGGAUGAAUUGUAGUUGCUGCAUUUAAAAUAGUCACACUGGAAUGGUUGUACUGUAAAGUACAUACAAGUGAAUUGAGAACCUCAUAUUUAGAUUUUAGCAACCACAUUUUUGUUCCCACGUAGCACUUAUUUGAGCCUGCAUUGAAGUGAACUGAUCCAGAAAAUGCAGUUUGUCAAUUUAGACAAUUGGGAUUGGGCAAGGAAAAAGACUUGCCUACAAUUUGCUUCAUUGUCUUUGUGAGUGUGUGUUAAUGGUGUGGUCAUUUUUGCUGUGGUAGUUUCAGUUCACUGUUCUGCAAUACCUAUUGCAAUUUGUCAGUAACAUCUGUUAGAAUACAUUAGGAUGUCCAAGUAUUUAUUAAUAAGAAACACUAAUGUAUGUUAAUGUUUUGAACAUUACAAAAAAAACUUUUGCAAAUAAAAUUUCAUUUUUUAGAAA